This is a messenger RNA of Cavenderia fasciculata, 957 nucleotides long. Its product is annotated as F-Box A protein. The transcript has 4 exons. Bases 1 to 957 code for a protein of 318 amino acids. Lineage: Eukaryota; Evosea; Eumycetozoa; Acytosteliales; Cavenderiaceae. The record is from RefSeq and is a predicted model, not a curated record. Gene Ontology annotation, molecular function: lipid binding.
AUGCAAUAUGUUAACGGACAUGAUAUAGCAACACAGAGUAUUACCGAGGUUCAGACAUUGGCAUUGUCAAACAGAAUUCCAUGGACUCGAUUACAAGCCGAAUCAUUUGAUCCGGACUCUUCGAUUUGGGGCUACCAUAGUCACGAAAAGGGUAUUUAUCUAAACAGAGGUAUAUGUGAUUUCAACAUAUCCCCAGAAAAUAUGUUUGAACUUCUUUAUAAUUUAAAAUCUAGAACUCAAUGGGAUAUACAUUGUAAAGAAGCAGAUAUUAUGGAAGAAUAUGAUCAUUUAAAUCAUAUAAUUAGAAUGAUGAUGACACAUCCAUUGGGAACCAUUAAAAUGAAUCUUUAUCGUAGUUGUCGAUAUGAUCCUCAAAAGAGAUUGUAUGUGAUUGCAAUGCGAUCCAUUGAAUUGGAUGACCAUGAUCCAAUGGAAAAUUGGUUUGAGUGUUUACCAAAUGGUUGGAUCAUUCAAGGUGUAGAUGGAAGUCGUGAUCGAUGUAGAUUAAUAUUUGUUCAACAAUGUCAUAUGCGUGAUAUUGAACUUCAAUCAAUUCCUGGUUACAAAUCAUUUGAAACAAGUGAACAAUUAGGGGAUUUUCAUUAUUUGACAAUAUUUCCUGCAAGUGUUGGAGGUAGAUUAGGAAAGAUUUUCGAAUGUUUGAAGGAUUUUAUUCUACUCAAUGUCAAACAAAUUGAAAUCAAAGAUACUCGAUUAAAAAUACUAGAACAAGCUGAAAGACAGGUCAAUGAAAUGUUUGGUACUUCAACAAUCGAUUAUGGUUUCACUAACGGCGGCCAUCCAGGCACAAUUCCAGCAGCAGAGAAUACUCCAUUUGCAACAGCAGCAGAGACAGCGGUACCCGUCAAUCCAGUCCAAGCGUCCAGUCCUUCGCAUUGCCUCGAAUAUCGCAAAGGACGGCCACGGACAACACCUCCAACAACAACAACAAGAUGA